AUGACUGAGAGAGAUGUUGGCCCUAACCUAUAUACCUCAAACUACUGUGAGGAGAACGUUUACAGGCUAAUAGCCCAACGUUUAGACUGUUUAAGCCAUGUGGACUCUGACAACAGCAGAGAGUUUGUGACUAAUUUAUCUGAAGAUGUUGACAAGUUCACAGUUAUCUUUAUAUCAAAUGCUAAUCGACAAAUUCCAUUAUUUUGUCAAAAAAGCAGAAGUAGUUCUUAUGUUAUAUGGGACUAUCAUGUGAUUCUAAUGGAGGAUACUGGUCAAGAGUUCAUAAUUUGGGAUUACGAUUCGACGUUGCCGUUUCCUUGCGAGUUUUCGAAGUACUUCGAAAAGUCUUUGAAUGAUAACAAUCAAUAUAAUAUUCCGGAUCCACUAAAAAGAAUGUUCCGUUUUAUACCAGCCAAACACUAUUUGAGAUUGUUUAACAAUGAUCGAUCUCAUAUGAAGUUAGAGAAUGGUGAUUGGAGUUCACCUCCACCUCAAUGGACGGCUAUCUUCAAGACAGAUUCCAAAAGUAACAUACAUGAUUUCAUUUCAAUGGAUAGAACUCAAUUGUCUGACGUGUCAUUCAUAAUGAAAGAAGACGAUGACUUAUCCAGAGGAGUACUUCAACGCGAACUGUCAGUUAUUCAGUAA
Messenger RNA from Auanema sp. JU1783, 648 nucleotides. The record is from the annotation of a GenBank genome assembly. NCBI's taxonomy places the organism in Eukaryota, Metazoa, Nematoda, Chromadorea, Rhabditida, Rhabditidae.